Molecule: messenger RNA, 2031 nt
Organism: Fusarium sp. VM40
Lineage: Eukaryota; Fungi; Ascomycota; Sordariomycetes; Hypocreales; Nectriaceae
Source: the annotation of a GenBank genome assembly
AUGGCUUCCGGUUCAUUGAAGGCGGCCCUUCUUAUCGUCUCAACGACAGCAGCCAAAGACGCCUCGGCCGAUGCUUCGGGUCCUAUCCUCACCCAAGUACUGAAAGAUGAAGGUGAUGGAAAAUGGGAGGUCCACGAUACCAAGAUUGUCACGGAUGAUGUACUAGCGAUUCAGCGCCAGAUAACCGCUUGGACUGAUGGCCCAGAUAGUGUCAACCUUGUUGUCACUACGGGUGGGACAGGCUUUGCAACUGGGGAUUAUACUCCAGAGGCAGUUGCCCCUCUGCUACACAAGCUAGCACCAGGUCUUGUACAUGGCAUGUUAGCGGCAUCACUCGCAAUUACACCUUUUGCCAUGAUGUCGCGGCCAGCAGCCGGUGUUCGUAAUUCCACCAUUAUUGUCACCUUACCUGGUUCACCUAAGGGCGCCAAGGAGAAUCUUCAGGCCAUUGUCAAGACACUGCCUCAUGCCUGUAUUCAAGCAGCCGGUGGCAACUCAAGAGCUAUCCAUUCAGGAGGAGUUAAGAAGCUAGAAGCUGAAGCCGGGGUUGCGAGUGGGAAUGCUCAGCCUUCAACUGCUGGUCAAGGACAUAGCCAUCAUCACCACGGCUGUGGCCAUAAUCAUGGACACGGGCAUGGACAGGGUCAUGGCCAUGGGAGCCUCGUAAGACAUACGCAACCAGGUACCACCUUAUCUAAUGACCCUGCGCUUGGCCCGUCUCGUCGCUACAGAGAAUCACCGUAUCCCAUGCUCCCAGUUGAAGAAGCGCUGGCAUUGAUCGGAGAGCACACCCCUGGGCCAGAGGUUAUCACAGCACCAGUCGACCAUUCAAUCAUCAACUCAGUCCUGGCAGAGGACGUAAAGGCUAGUGAGAACGUACCAGCCUUCCGCGCGAGCAUUGUAGACGGAUACGCUGUUGUGGCCCCCAAAGAUGGCCAGCUCAAGGGCGUCUUCCCCGUUACCGCCAUAUCUCACGCCGCCCCUGGUGAAAUCGGAGCUUUGAAGGAAGGGGAAUUGGCUAGAAUCACCACUGGUGCACCUUUGCCUCCCGGUGCCACGACCGUUGUUAUGGUAGAAGAUACUGUUCUCAAGACAAUGUCAGAGGAUGGCAAGGAAGAGAAGGAAGUCGAAAUCCAAGUCGAAGGAGUCAAGGAGGGCGAGAACAUCCGCGAAGUCGGCAGUGACGUCAAGGAAGGCACUGUUAUCCUCAAUAAGGGCGAGACAAUCAGCGGCGUCGGUGGAGAAAUCGGCCUCCUCGCUUCUGUGGGAGUAUCAGAGGCAAAGGUUUACCGUCGCCCUGUAGUAGCUGUCCUGUCUACUGGCGACGAGAUCGUCGAGUACAACCGUCCAGGUGAUCUGAAGUUGGGCGAAGUCCGCGAUACCAACCGAAUCACUCUCAUGUCUGCUGCCAGAGAAUGGGGUUAUGAGGUUAUAGACCUUGGUAUCGCCAGCGAUAAGCCUGGAACGCUGGAGGAAAAUUUGCGCGAUGGGCUUCGACGCGCAGAUUUACUCAUCACCACUGGCGGUGUCUCCAUGGGUGAGCUUGAUCUCCUCAAGCCAACUAUUGAGCGUUCUCUGGGUGGCACUAUCCAUUUUGGACGUGUUGCUAUGAAGCCUGGAAAGCCGACGACUUUUGCUACAGUUCCCGUCAAAGACAACUCUGGACAGCGCAUCACGAAGACCAUCUUCUCUCUGCCUGGUAACCCAGCGUCUGCUCUCGUUACCUUCCACCUUUUUGUGCUCCCUUCAUUGCACAAAUUGUCUGGUGCUUCAACUACAGGCCUCCCGAGAGUUCCAGCUGUCGUAUCCCACGAUUUCCCCCUGGAUCCCAGGCCUGAAUACCACCGCGCUGUAGUCACGGUUGGAAAGGAUGGACUCCUCUCAGCUACUAGCACAGGAGGGCAGCGCAGCUCCAAGGUCGGUAGCUUGAGAUCAGCAAACGCCUUGGUCAUUCUACCUAGUGGAAAAGGCAAGCUCGAAAAAGGAUCAAGUGUUGAAGUUUUACUGUUGGGUGCUGUCCAAGCUGCUUAG